Molecule: messenger RNA, 1369 nt
Organism: Oncorhynchus masou masou (cherry salmon)
Lineage: Eukaryota; Metazoa; Chordata; Actinopteri; Salmoniformes; Salmonidae
Product: SUMO-conjugating enzyme UBC9-B-like
Exons: 7
Coding region: 145-621 (158 amino acids)
Biological process (GO): protein sumoylation
Cellular component (GO): nucleus
Molecular function (GO): SUMO conjugating enzyme activity
Source: RefSeq, a predicted model, not a curated record
GGUCCUGUUAUUUAGCCCGGACAGGAACGGGUGCUUUUUCAGGAGGGAAACUUCACCAGGGUUUUUCUUGAUUAAAAGACGAUUCAUUCAUACAGUUAAAUAAUACGAGUCAUUAUAGCCAUACAGCAAGAAAGCCCACCAGUCAUGUCAGGUAUUGCAUUGAGCCGGCUUGCUCAGGAGCGCAAAGCGUGGCGGAAAGACCACCCUUUUGGCUUUGUGGCUGUGCCCACGAAAAAUCCAGAUGGAACAAUGAACUUGAUGAACUGGGAAUGUGCCAUUCCUGGGAAGAAGGGAACCCCAUGGGAAGGAGGCUUGUUCAAACUGCGGAUGCUGUUCAAGGAUGACUAUCCUUCCUCGCCCCCAAAGUGUAAAUUUGAGCCUCCGCUCUUCCAUCCUAACGUGUAUCCGUCAGGCACAGUAUGCCUAUCCAUUCUAGAAGAGGACAAGGACUGGAGACCCGCCAUCACCAUCAAGCAGAUCCUAUUAGGAAUACAGGAACUCUUAAAUGAGCCAAAUAUCCAGGAUCCAGCCCAAGCAGAGGCAUACACAAUUUAUUGCCAAAACAGAGUAGAAUAUGAAAAAAGAGUUCGAGCACAGGCCAAAAAAUUCUCCCCUUCGUAAGGGUGAAGGCUUGGCUUCGGCAGAAGGAAUGGGUCAAACGCGGAUCACCUCGCCUCUGUUUCUCUAUGAAUGUGCCCCUCUCACAUCGGGACUUGCUUAUAAGGACUUCUAUUUAAAACUGAUACAUUCUGUGCCAUCCUCUUUUCCUUUUUUUGUUCUUUACCUCUGGGUUGGAGUGUGGCAGGCGCUGGGAUGAAAUGGGAGCCGUAGCACCCCGGCCGCUUCCUUUUUUUAGCCGUAUUACUUGUCUUGUGGUGCGAGGGACAGAGCACAGUACCAGUUUUGCCAUCGACUCAAAAUAAGCCUCUUUUGAGGAAGAGAACGUCUUGGUUGUCUUUGUCUUUUGUUUAAUUUCUCUCACAGGGUCUGUUCCUUUAAAAAAAAAAAAAAAAAAAAAAAACACCCCUCUUGUAUUUUCCUUGAUUUUUAAUUCUGUAAAAUUAGCUAUUUACUUAAAUGUCAGUAUUUCAACUGCUGUAUAAUUAGUGGCACUUUUUAUACUGUAUUAUCUCACUAGUUUCUCUAGAAUGCUCGGUCUGAUUCUCUUAUGCAGGUUUUCUAUUCAGCAUGCUGUAAUAUAAAAUAAUCUGCUGCUUUGGCUGUCUUUUUUUCUUUUGUUAUUUGUAGUGUUUGCAAAUUUUUUUAUGGCCUCGUCUCAAUGCAGGUAGGCUUACUUCUGUAUUAAACUCUAUUUAUAGGGUGCUUUGUUCAUGUACGUGUUAGACUAAAUAAACCAUUUCUAUAAAGA